AUGUCUAACUUCACAGACUAUUCACGGACUGCAGAUCUGACUAUAGGAGUGUUUGGGGUACUCCUGGGAAGUUGCACCAUAGUUGCCAAUACCUUGGUAAUUGCUGUAAUCUCCAAGUUCGAAAAAAGAACAAACUCUGAGCUGAUAUUCCUGAACAUAGCUGUGAUUGAUGUUGUGGGUGGUCUUGAUGCCAUCUUCGCCUUCAAUAUUCUCCUUGCCAAAAGAACCUUCUUCGACUUUUAUUUUAUUGAUGAUGUUAUCUGUCAGAUGCUAGCUAUCACGUGGCGGGUCACCUCAGUGGUAACACCCCUCAUGUUGUCCCUCACGUCUCUGGGACGCUUCCUUGCAGUUUUUACCCCUCACAGGUAUGAGGGGAUGUUCUCUAAAAGGAACGUGAUUUUGUGUCUGGGACUGUUCUGGACCAUCAGCUCGGUUGGGGGCACGAUGCACCUUUACAAACUGGAAAAUACAAGAAUGGAGCCCGCCUGGGGCUACUGCGAUUAUAGAUUGAUAGAGAUGUACACACCAUUUCAAACAAAAGUUAUAGUCACAGCACUGUACACAAUACCUUUAGUAUUCUCUACAGUCCUGCUUGUAUUCUGCAACUCUGCUAUCUGCGUGAAAGUUAGUUUCAGUUAA
Bolinopsis microptera is the source of this 639-nucleotide messenger RNA. RefSeq names its product beta-2 adrenergic receptor-like. NCBI's taxonomy places the organism in Eukaryota, Metazoa, Ctenophora, Tentaculata, Lobata, Bolinopsidae. Gene Ontology annotation, molecular function: G protein-coupled receptor activity. Gene Ontology annotation, cellular component: membrane. The record is from RefSeq and is a predicted model, not a curated record. Gene Ontology annotation, biological process: G protein-coupled receptor signaling pathway. Bases 1 to 639 code for a protein of 212 amino acids. The transcript has 5 exons.